GCUGCGGCUGGGGGGGGAACCCGGGCUGAGGAGGCGGCUGCGGGAAGUGGGCUGCGGCGAGCCCGCGGCGUCGGGCGGUGCGGAUGUCGGGCUGGGCGGACGAGCGCGGCGGCGAGGGCGACGGGCGCAUCUACGUGGGCAACCUUCCGACCGACGUGCGUGAGAAGGACCUCGAGGAUCUGUUUUACAAGUACGGCCGCAUCCGCGAGAUCGAGCUCAAGAACCGGCACGGCCUCGUGCCCUUCGCCUUCGUGCGCUUCGAGGACCCGCGAGAUGCUGAGGAUGCAAUCUAUGGAAGAAAUGGUUACGAUUAUGGCCAGUGUCGACUCCGUGUGGAAUUCCCCAGGACUUACGGAGGACGGGGUGGGUGGCCCCGUGGUGCGAGGAAUGGGCCUCCUACAAGACGGUCAGAUUUCCGAGUUCUUGUUUCAGGACUUCCUCCAUCAGGCAGCUGGCAGGACCUGAAAGAUCACAUGCGCGAAGCUGGGGAUGUCUGUUAUGCAGAUGUACAGAAGGACGGAAUGGGGAUGGUUGAAUAUUUGAGAAAAGAGGACAUGGAAUAUGCUCUGCGUAAACUGGAUGACACCAAGUUCCGCUCUCACGAGGGUGAGACUUCCUACAUCCGAGUGUAUCCUGAGAGGAGCACCAGCUAUGGCUACUCACGCUCGCGCUCUGGGUCCAGGGGCCGUGACUCUCCAUACCAAAGCCGGGGCUCUCCGCACUACUUCUCUCCUUUCAGGCCCUACUGAGGAGGGGAGGGUCUCUUCAGUUUUUAGAUGGGCUGAGCUGCUCUGUGCUCAGAAUCUACAUUCCAGAUUGGUAAUUUAGUGUCUUAGGAAAUUUUGUAAUUUCUUUCCUUUCCUUUUUUUUUUUUUCUUUUUUAAGGAACUACAUAAUUUUGACUAGAGCCACCGUACUUGCAGUGACAUGUUUUAGACUGCAGAGAGAGAGAUUGUGGCUUUGGUCCAGGAACAAGUUGUAUAUUUUUUCACCCCUGAUUAUGGGAUAGAAAUCAGUGCCGUGUCUUUAUGGGCUGCUCUGCUCCGGAGACCGGCAGCCACUGCGACCGAGUCGCCCAUUUUGUUUAGAAAUAUAUUUUAAAUGUUUAGUAA
Molecule: messenger RNA, 1112 nt
Organism: Apodemus sylvaticus (European woodmouse)
Lineage: Eukaryota; Metazoa; Chordata; Mammalia; Rodentia; Muridae
Gene: Srsf9
Product: serine and arginine rich splicing factor 9
Exons: 4
Coding region: 84-749 (221 amino acids)
Cellular component (GO): nucleus; cytoplasm; ribonucleoprotein complex
Molecular function (GO): mRNA binding
Source: RefSeq, a predicted model, not a curated record